Messenger RNA from Anisakis simplex (herring worm), 2337 nucleotides. The record is from the annotation of a GenBank genome assembly. Lineage: Eukaryota; Metazoa; Nematoda; Chromadorea; Rhabditida; Anisakidae.
GCUAAGUUAGAACGUGUUAUUGGCUGCACAGCCUCAUCGCGAUGCUCCAUUGCAGUCGAUCAACACAAAGGACUCAUUGCAUAUCCGGCCGGUUCAACGGUCGUGCUGCAAAAUCCGAACACAGGCGCUCAGGCGCACUUGAUUGGUACAACGAAAAACAAUAUCACUUGUUUGGCCUUUUCAAAAUGUGGUGGUUAUUUGGCUACUGGCGAAUGUGGACAUGAGCCGAGGAUCAGAGUCUGGCAAUUAUACGAUACAAACGGACAGUUCUGUUUCAACCAGUUAACGGACAUCAAAUAUCAUCAAAUCGGGAUCGUUUGUGUGCGUUUUACACACGAAGACAAAUACAUUCUGUCAAUUGGUAAUCGGCAUGAUAAAGCGAUUGCCAUUUGGGAUUGGCGAACCAAAAUGAAAAUCGCUGAAAAUCGACUCACCUCAAAGAUCAAUUCGGUGGAUGAGAACGAGCAAGGCGUUUAUGUGACCGUUGGUAUGCGACAUGUCAAGUUCUGGCAUAUCGCAUUGAACACGAAGAGCGAUAGACAAAUGCCAUUACAGGGUCGAUCAGCAAUUCUGGCCGACCACCGUAACAAUACGUUCGUUGACGUUUGCUGUGUGUCGAAUAAUCGCACGUUCUCGAUUACGGAAACAAAAAUGCUCGUCGAAUUUAACGAUAAAAAGUUAGUAAACACGUAUGAUCUGAACGGUGAGGUACCGCAUUCUUUGGUUGGUGGUAAUCAUGAGCUGUUCAUCGGUUUCAACAAUGGUACGAUACGAUGUUUCGACACGGACACUGUCGAGCACAAACGUACCUAUUGUAAACCGCAUCAUUUUUUGUGUGAUAUUGCCAGAGGAGUGUCGGCCGAUGCUCUCUUACCUACAUCGCAUCCAGCUGACGCUAGGUAUCCGGACGUGAGAGCACUCUGUUACAAUAAGAGAACCGAUGUGAUGACGGUUGUGUAUAGUGAUCGUUCGAUCUAUAACUGGAAGCACAUACCGAAUACGGAUUCAUAUUCCAAACUAUCCUCACAACUCUUUCAUGUUGGAUCGAUCCUUUCACUUGAAGUGUAUUCAAAUGUGCAUUCCUUUCUGCCGUUUGGUACGUUUAUAACGGGUGGUGUAGAUGAGACGAUUCGCCUUUGGAAUGUGGAUCAGAAGAUCAAUCAAUUCGAUCAAGCGUAUUCGUCAUCGUUACCGCCGACAAACGUCUACUCAGAAGAUCUCAAGAAGAUAAUUUAUUUAGCGAAUACAAACAACUCAUUAACAGAGGCACCAGAACAAGUGCUAGCACCGUCAAUGGAUUUGAAAGUGGGCGCGAAAUCGCUUCGUGUUAGCCCAGACGGACAACAUCUUGCAUGUGGCGGACGUGAUGGCAAUUUACGAGUGUAUGAUUUGACGUUGCCCGAUACGCCUAUGGUAACAAUAUGCGAGGCGCAUGAAGCGGAAAUAAUGUGUUUGGAAUAUUCGGAUCCUGAACGAUGUGAUCAUUAUCUGUUGGCUUCGGGAAGUCGAGAUCGCUUAGUGCAUUUAUUCGAUCCACGAAGUGAUUACACACCGCUGACGACCAUCGAUGAUAACCACAGCACGAUCAAUUCGAUUGUUUUCACGACAGUCAUUUCAGGGACUAGCGAAAAUCUGGCCAGAGAUUUUUGUUUGAUAACGUGUGCAGCCGAUCGAGUGAUUACAGUACACAAAUUGUUGGACACGGCAGAAUCAAGUGGAGUGACAUUCAAACGAAGCAAUCAAAUGAAAGCACAGUUCGGAUUGAACCACAUGUUGCUGAGUGGCGACACCCUGCUAACGGCCUGUCAAGAUCGAUUGCUCAGGUCGUUCGGAUUCAACGGAAAGGUGGUGAAACAAAUCAAGGGAACGUCCACUGACGAUGGCCAACUCACUAAGGUAAGACUGGAUCCAUCCGGAACAUACGCCGCAACGGUGUGUAGUGAUCGAAACGUUUACAUCGUCGAGGCGUCAACUGGUGAUUGUGCGGCCGUAUUAUCUGGGCAGUCGGACUCAGUGACGGAUGUGGCGUUUACGAAUGACUGCAAACGAUUGAUUGUCGUCUCGUAUAGUGGAUGCAUAUUCGUAUGGCGAUUAUCAAAUCUACUGUCAAACAAAAUGGCCGAAAACUUGAAGAAAGUUUCAGCGGGCAGCACUGUGGCGACUAAUCAAUUGUCGACAGCAUCAACGAUCGCGGAUAGGCCUGAAACCCCGGAUAGUUUGUUGGGUGGGACGAGUAGUGACGCGGCUAGUGAACGACACCAGAUAGCGGUGCAAAGAGCGAUUCCGAGCAAGGUAAGGAGUAGUGCUUUUCUUUGGGAUUAUUUUUAUUUGUUCUGA